Messenger RNA from Calliphora vicina (urban bluebottle blowfly), 2447 nucleotides. RefSeq names its product putative inorganic phosphate cotransporter. Gene Ontology annotation, cellular component: membrane. The record is from RefSeq and is a predicted model, not a curated record. Gene Ontology annotation, molecular function: transmembrane transporter activity. The transcript has 4 exons. Gene Ontology annotation, biological process: monoatomic anion transport; transmembrane transport. The coding region runs from base 645 to 2129 and encodes 494 amino acids. NCBI's taxonomy places the organism in Eukaryota, Metazoa, Arthropoda, Insecta, Diptera, Calliphoridae.
GUUGAAAUUGUCGCGAGAAACACGGCGAGAGUUAAUAAAAAAAAAUAUAGAAAUAAAUAAUAAAUACAAAUACGAACAUAAAUAAAUUAAUAAUAAUAAAUAAAUAAAAAUAUAACAUACAAUGUUUAGCUGAGAGCAAUAACUAUUACAAAAAUAGCAGUAAAUAAUUAUUAUAGCAAACGAUUUAAUAAAAUUUCAAUUUCUAACAAAAAAAAAAAAUAAAAAUAAUGAAAAUAGAAAAUUCUAUUAAAACUGAUUUAGUAACAAAUGUAAUUUAAGUUGAAAACAAAAAAUAAAUCAAAUAAAUUGUUACAAUAACAAUAACAUGUAUUUAUGUCAAAUAUUUUGUUUAUCUUUAAUGACAAUUAAAAUUAAAACACGAAAAUUGUAAACAUUAUUAUUAUUUUUUGUGUAGUUGGAAAAAUUAUAAAACUAAACAAUAAUUGCUUUUCAUUAAAACUAAAAAAGUUAAACAAAAACUUCGAGUUAAUUUGAGUUUAAACAAUAAAAUAAUAACGAAAAAUUAUUUAUAUAUAUAAAUAAUUAAAUAUUUUAUAACAAAACAAAACACUAAUCACCUUAAAAUACGAGUAAUAAUAAAAGUUAAAAGUUUCUCAUAAAAAAAUAUAACUUUAGAAAACAAAAUGAAACUGCCAAAUGUUUUAAACAAAAAUGGUUCAAUGGCAUUGAAUACGCCCAGCGCCAAGGAUGUGGCUAUAACAAGUGAAGAGUCCAGUAAAAAAGCAUCCAUAUUUGGCAUUAGACAUUUGCAAUGUUUUUUACUCUUCUGUGGCUUGUCGGUGGCUUAUGCACUGAGAGUAAAUCUAUCAGUGGCUAUAGUGGCCAUGACGGAUAAGGAAACAAAUCCAGAUUUUGAUGCAUUUAACUGGAGCGAGAAAAAUAAAUCGUUACUCUUGAGCAGCUUCUUCUGGGGCUAUGUAAUCACUCAAGUGCCAGCUGGCCAAUUGGCUCGCAAAUUUGGUGGCAAAGUUAUGUUACUGACAGGUGUAUUUGUGUGCUCGCUAUUGACUGUCCUGACACCCAUUUGUGCUAGACUUGGAGACUGGCAAUUAGUGUGCGCUCUGAGAGUUAUACAGGGCUUAAGUCAAGGUUUUCUUUUCCCCUCCACCCAUACAAUUCUCUCGAAAUGGUCUCCCGUAGAGGAGAGAGGCUCUCUGACCACCUACUGCUAUUCGGGUACACAAUUUGGCACAGUCGUGAUGUUGGCUGCUAGUGGUGUCAUGGCUUCAUCUUCCAUGGGCUGGCCUAGCAUAUUCUAUGUAUCCGGUGGUGUGGGUUUGGUAUGGUCAGCUGCCUGGUUUUUCUGGGGUGCCAGUUCACCCGGUGAUUACAAAAAUAUUUCCGCUGAAGAAAAGAAACUUAUUGAAACUUCGUUGGGCUCUAAAGAUGAGGAGGAUGAAAAUAAACCUAUGCCCAAAGCACCCUGGAUCAAAUUCUUUACCUCGGUGCCUUUCAUGGUACUCACCCUCACACAUUGCACCCACAAUUGGGGCUUUUGGACUUUGUUAACGGAAAUUCCUUCGUAUAUGAAAAAUAUUCUUAAUAUGGACAUCAAGAGUAAUGCCCUGCUUUCAUCGUUACCCUAUGCCGCCAUGUUUCUAUUGAGUUUUGUGUUCUCAGCCAUACAAUCAGUGCUCAGUAAACGUAAAUGCAUACCAUUGUCAGUUAGUCGUAAGCUAUUCAAUUCCAUAGGCCAUUGGAUACCCAUGAUCUCAUUAAUCGGCCUGGGUUAUGUGGGUGCCGAUCAAACGAAUUUGGCCAUUGUUUUACUCACCAUAACGGUGGGCAUAAAUGGUGCCACCUAUUUGGGUUUCCAGGUUAAUCACAUUGAUUUAUCACCCAACUUUGCUGGCAUACUCAUGGGUAUAACUAAUUGUGCUGCUAAUAUAAUGAGCAUAAUUGCUCCCCUGAUUGUGGGCUUCAUAGUAACCAAUGAGAAAGACGCCAAUCAAUGGCGUAUUAUUUUCUUCAUUGCUGCCGGUUUCUACUUCAUUGGCAAUUUAUGUUUCAUCUUAUUUGGCAAAACGGAAGUACAAUCUUGGAAUGAUCCUGAAAAAGAGCAACUGGCGAAAAAGCGUAACUCUACGUUUGUAGAGUCUCAGCAUUAGUUUAAUUGUUAUUAGUUUGUAUAUUGUAUGUUUUAACUAUUUAGAUACUAAAUAUUUUUAUUACUUAAUCAGGUCGUAAUUUUUAAUUGUUUAUUAGUAAUUUGUUAAGAACUGUUUAUGUGAACUUUCAUUGUUAGUGAAAUAAUUAAAUAACUCCAGUAACAUGUUUAGUUGUGUUGAUAUUGUUGAGCCUGAAUUGUAAUUGUAGUUUGUAAAAUAUUUAACAAAUUUUUGUUUAAGUUUAGUUGUAAUUGUAUGUAUUAAAAAAAAAUUAAAAAAAAAAUAAUAAAACGAACUUUUCAGUUUUUAUAAGAAGAA